GGCCGUCCAUGUAAUGAGUGUAAGUCGAAACUGGGGUCCAAUCUUGGGGGGGGGGGUAUGGCACCCACUUGGUACCCGAACCCUUCAAUGCUGACCUCUCGGUGACACUUUCUCUCCCCUGAGCAGCUGAAUGGUGUCCGAGUCAGGGUCCACCAGCUCUGAACCCCGCAAUCGGGAACGGCUCCGUACCUCGUAUAGCACGUCUGGGAUGUCAACUGAAUUCAACCAAGUCGAUUGACCUGUACCAGGAAUUGGUGCUGCUAUUCUUCAGUUAUACAUCGACAUUGUCUGAUGUGAAAACCUCAAUCGCCAAGUGGCUGCCUUGAUUGUACGCUGUCUAUCUGCAGAUCAGCCGAGCGUCGUCGUGGCUGAAGCGAGCGCAGAUCAGGCGUUAUACGGACCGCGCCUACGUCACAGCGAAGCUCCCUGCUCAUUACCGCAGCCGCAGCUCCUCCACAGCAACAGACACGCAAACGGGCUCAGCCACCAGGAUAAUAAUAAAGAGAGCAGGCAGCACAAGCUCCAUCCGCCAACACUGUACGGGGUACCUCGCCCCAGAUCAACAGCUGACGAACCUUCCUCCCUUCCACUCCCUCACAAACCACCAAUUCCAUCAACACAGCCAGUCAGCCAUCAGCCAUGGAGACAUUCGGAUCUCUCAAGCGUCGGACCACCGACCUCAUGAACCAAGCCCAAGGUUCGGUGGGCAACAUCCCCAGACCAACACUCCCCGCCAUGCCGGCCAUGCCAGCCAUGCCAUCAAUGCCAGCCAUGCCCGCGAUGCCCGCCAACUUCCCCAACCUAUCCGAGCUCUCCUCCAGGCUGCCAAAGAUGCCACCCUUCCCGUACGGGGCCGCACACCCCGCCACGCCGACACAAAAGGCAACCUGGGAACGCAUCGACGUGCCCCCGAUGCCACGAUCAUCCCACUCGGUCAACGUUGUCGGCGGCAGCGCCUAUAUAUUCGGUGGUGAGAUCCGGCCGCGCGAGCCCGUCGACAACGACAUGCAUAUCAUCACCCUGCCCUUCAGCAGCGCCGGCGCCGACUACUACGCCGUUAAGCCCAAGGCAGCCCCCAAGCAAGAGGUUCCACAGGUCCCAACCGUCAUUGCCCCCAGCGACGACGGCAAGGACGACGACUCCAAGGAGAAAGAACUGGCUGACGUCCCCCUCGCCUCCCCGCCCGAGGUUUCCGACGACGUCGUGACUGGCUCAGAGAACAUCGCAGACGGGCCGACCCCCAGUAGCUCCAAGGGCAAGGGCCCCGCCACAGACAUCGACCGCUCAUCCCUGGGCGACGUGCCAUGCCCCCGAGUGGGACACGCCACAGCCGUCAUUGGCAACCGCAUCUUCCUCUUUGGUGGCCGCGGCGGCCCGGACAUGGCUCCACUGGCGGAGCACGGCCGGGUGUGGGUGUUCGACACCAAGACGCACCUGUGGAGCUACCUCGACCCGCUCCUGCCAGCGGCGGGGCCCAUCUCCCCGGCAUUCGCCGACAAGAGGCACUUCUACCCCGCGGCGCGCAGCUACCACUCGGCGGUGGGGGUCGAGCAGCCGCGGGACUUUUCCACGAGGAGGGACAACGCGAAGGCCGCGACGUGGGCCGAGUGGGCGCAGGAGGGCGAGAAGGCCGUGGGCCAGGUCGCCAACAGCAGCCGGGACGAGGACGACGACGGGUACGGCACGCUGAUCGUGCACGGCGGGUGCUUCGCCGAGGGCAGGGCCAACGACACGUGGGCGUUCGACGUGCGCUCGCGCGUGUGGCAGGAGCUGCCCUCGGCGCCGGGCAAGCCGCGCGGCGGCACGAGCCUCGGCGUCGCGGGGAGCAGGCUCUGGCGGUUCGGCGGGUUCAACGGCGAGGGCGAGGAGGGCGGCCAGCUCGACUACCUCGAGCUGGGCGUCGACUCCUUCGAGAACGUCAGCAGCGAGAGCGACGUCGUCCUCAGCGCCAGGGGCCAGUGGAAGAGCAUCUUCCCCGAGCUCGCCGACAGCCCCGCCGCGCCGCUCGUCGCCGCCGCCGAGGAGAACGCGGCGGCCGGCGAGGUCAAGGACGAGGAGGCCGCCAGCGCGGCCCCCAAGGCGGCACCGACUAACCCGCACUGGCCCGGCAACCGCAGCGUCGCGGGCAUGCAGACCGUAACCAUCGGCGGCGUCGGCGGCAGGGAGUACCUGAUCCUGCUGCUCGGCGAGCGGGACCCCAGCGACUCGGGCCACGAGGCCGCCGGCAAGUUCUGGGACGACAUCUGGGCGUACGAGCUGCCCCGGCCCAGCGCCGCCUCCUCGGUCAUGAGCAUCUUCAACAGGGGCAGGAGCGGCAGCAAGGGCCAGGAGAGGCCCGUCGAGGGCAAGUGGUUCCGCGUCGAGACGGAGGCGUACGACGACGAGGACGACGACGCCGCCGCCGUCGCGCAGGGCCCCGGCCCCAGGGGCUGGUUCGCCACCGCGCACAUGGGCCAGCUCGAGGAGAGGGGGAUUGUCGUGUGGGGCGGCCUGGACGGCGCGAACAAGAGGCUGGGGGACGGCUGGAUCCUGAGGCUGGGAGCGGAGAAGAGGGAGCCUUAGAAUGGGGCGAGGCUUGGGGGUUAUGCUGUAACAUUCGUUCAUGUGUUUUCACAAUUCGGUCGAGCCUCACCGCCGGUGGGAGAUCAUCGUGCAGCGCCCAGCUGGCCGGUUUGGUAGAACACGCGCGCCCCGCCACUGCCGGCGCCGUGGGAAGGAUAGUAGUAGUAGGCGGGUUCUCACUGUACUUGCCUAUUUGUCUUGUCUGGCUGCUUUGUUUGUACAGCAGGUUUCCUAUUUUGUGAUGCUGCGUUAACGAGACUGAGCAUGUUGAGCAUAGUCCCUCCAAUAGACUGCUUCACUCCCUCAA
Molecule: messenger RNA, 2869 nt
Organism: Diaporthe batatas
Lineage: Eukaryota; Fungi; Ascomycota; Sordariomycetes; Diaporthales; Diaporthaceae
Exons: 1
Coding region: 640-2562 (640 amino acids)
Molecular function (GO): protein binding
Source: RefSeq, a predicted model, not a curated record